This is a messenger RNA of Lutzomyia longipalpis, 2399 nucleotides long. RefSeq names its product elongation factor G, mitochondrial (gene mEFG1). Gene Ontology annotation, molecular function: GTP binding; translation elongation factor activity; GTPase activity. Gene Ontology annotation, biological process: mitochondrial translational elongation. The transcript has 2 exons. The coding region runs from base 107 to 2353 and encodes 748 amino acids. Lineage: Eukaryota; Metazoa; Arthropoda; Insecta; Diptera; Psychodidae. The record is from RefSeq and is a predicted model, not a curated record. Gene Ontology annotation, cellular component: mitochondrion.
UGGCAAUCAGCGCCACGAGUGUUGUGCAGAAGAAACACCUUCCGGAUUCCCGUGCAAUCCUUAAUGUGGUUGUUUUUCCAAUUUUCCACGUGUAUUUAGUGCAGAAAUGGCUAUUUUAAGUAUCUUCAGGCUCCCUCUUGCUCUUCGGAGUGUUCGCUGCGGGAAAUCGGUGGUAAUUAACAAUUCAAAGUUCUUUUCAUCUCAUGCAAAAUUUGCCGAACACAAGCCUCUGGAGAAGAUUCGGAAUAUUGGAAUUUCAGCACAUAUUGAUAGUGGGAAGACAACACUAACGGAGCGGAUACUCUUCUACACCGGCCGGAUAGAGCAAAUGCAUGAGGUGAAGGGGAAGGACAAUGUGGGCGCUACUAUGGAUUCAAUGGAGCUUGAGCGACAACGUGGGAUUACCAUUCAAUCUGCAGCAACGUACACACUGUGGAAGGAGCAUAAUAUCAACAUAAUUGACACACCGGGUCACGUGGACUUUACAGUGGAAGUUGAAAGAGCUCUCCGGGUUCUGGAUGGUGCAAUCCUCGUUCUGUGCGCCGUGGGUGGUGUGCAAAGUCAGACACUCACUGUCAAUAGGCAGAUGAAGCGCUACAACGUACCCUGCCUGGCAUUCAUCAAUAAACUCGAUCGCAUGGGAGCUAAUCCCUAUCGUGUGCUGCACCAGAUGCGCUCUAAGUUGAAUCACAAUGCAGCCUUUGUUCAGCUGCCCAUUGGCUUGGAGUCUGCAUGCCAAGGAGUCGUUGACAUUGUGAGGAAUGAGGCUAUUUACUUUGAAGGAGAUUUUGGGAUGAAGAUACGACGGGAUGAAAUUCCUCAGGAUAUGCGAACAGAAGCUUCGGAGAAGCGUCAAGAAUUAAUUGAGCACCUCUCAAAUGUCGAUGAUACCCUCGGGGAGCUCUUCCUCGAGGACAAAGGAGUCACAGUUGAGGACAUAAUGGGAGCCAUACGAAGAAGCUGCCUGAAGAGGAAGUUCACUCCAGUUUUUGUUGGGACAGCCCUCAAAAACAAGGGGGUUCAACCACUGCUGGAUGCUGUCCUGGAUUACCUCCCAAAUCCCGGAGAAGUUGAGAACACGGCGCUCGUUGAGGUGGAGGGAAAACCCACUGAGAAGAUUAUUCUCAAUUCCGCUCGAGACGAUUCAAAUCCCUUCGUUGGAUUGGCUUUCAAGCUCGAAGCUGGACGUUUUGGGCAAUUAACCUACCUCCGGUGCUACCAGGGAUGCCUCCGGAAGGGUGAUAACAUCUACAACACUCGUACAAGUAAGAAGGUUCGCAUUGCUCGGCUUGUGCGUCUCCACUCAAAUCAAAUGGAAGAUGUCAAUGAAGUAUUUGCCGGAGAUAUUUUUGCCCUAUUCGGUGUGGAUUGUGCCAGUGGGGAUACCUUUGUGGUGAACCCCAAGCUGCCACUCUCAAUGGAAUCCAUCUACGUACCCGAUCCCGUGGUUUCCAUGUCAAUUGUACCCAAUAAUGCCAAGGAUCGGGAUAAUUUCUCAAAAGCCGUCGCGCGGUUCACCAAAGAGGAUCCCACAUUCCACUUUCACUUUGAUCCGGACGUCAGGGAGACUCUUGUCUCGGGCAUGGGGGAGCUACACUUGGAGAUCUAUGCGCAGCGCAUGGAGCGUGAGUACGGAUGCCCAGUGACGCUCGGGAAGCCAAAGGUGGCCUUCAGGGAGACCCUCGUUGCCCCGUGCCCCUUUGACUACCUCCACAAGAAGCAAUCCGGUGGUCAGGGGCAGUAUGGACGUGUCAUUGGGAUCAUGGAACCCCUCCCGCCAACAAACAACACCGUUCUGGAGUUUGUGGAUGAAACAAUUGGCACGAAUGUACCAAAACCGUACAUUCCGGGCAUUGAGAAGGGUUUCCGGGCAAUGGCGGAGAAGGGAUUGCUCACUGGGCAUCGACUAUCGGGCAUAAAGUUCCGCCUGCAGGAUGGUGCGCAUCACAUUGUGGAUUCCAGUGAGUACUCCUUCUUCCUGGCUGCUCAGGGAGCUGUCCGGGAGGUCUUUGAGAAUGGCUCAUGGCAAAUCCUCGAGCCCAUUAUGUUCGUUGAGGUUACAGCUCCGGAGGAAUUCCAAGGAGCCAUCCUGGGACAACUCAGCAAGCGUCAUGGCAUCAUCACGGGCACAGAUGGCAAUGAAGGGUGGUUCACGACGUACGCUGAGGUCCCGUUGAAUGACAUGUUUGGCUAUGCUGGAGAAUUGCGAUCCAGCACACAGGGCAAGGGUGAGUUCACAAUGGAGUACUCAAGGUAUGCUCCAUGCCUGCCGGAGGUGCAGGAGAAACUCAUUCAGGAGUACCAACGAGCGCAGGGCGUUGGAACUGAUGAGAGGAAAAAGAAGAAAAAUUGAGAAAAUUGUAAAAUUAAAUUUAAAUAAAAAGAAUUCUCCAAAUUAA